UUCUAGGGUUUUACCCGCCCCAACAGCGCCCCUUCCUUCCCCUCCCCAUCCCCCUUCAACAACAGCAGCGCCGCCGCCGCCACCGCCACCGACUCUCCGGGAGCGUCGCCGGGGUAGAGCGCCAUGGAUCGGUACCAGCGGGUGGAGAAGCCGCGGCCCGAGGCCGCCGCCAUCAGCGAGAACGAGAUCCGCAUCACCACCCAGGGCCUCAUCCGCAACUACGUCACCUACGCCACCUCCCUCCUCCAGGAAAAACGGGUUAAAGAAAUUGUGCUGAAGGCUAUGGGCCAGGCUAUAAGCAAGACAGUGGCUAUUGCAGAGAUCAUAAAGAAGAGGAUUCCUGGGUUGCAUCAAGAUGCAAUAAUCAGUUCUGUCAGUAUUACUGAUGUAUGGGAGCCCAUUGAGGAAGGCCUUGUACCAUUGGAGAUGACUCGUCAUGUUUCAAUGAUCUCAAUUUCCUUAUCGCCUAAGGAGCUUAACAAGAAUUCACCUGGGUAUCAAGCUCCUCUGCAUUCUGAACAAGUUAAGCCACAAAGAUACCAGCAACCUCAGCAAUAUCAACAGCACCAGCCAAGACAAAAUCAAGGUCAAACAGAUUCAUAUGGACGCGGCCGAGGUAGAGGCCGGGGACGAGGAAGGGGCUGGGGUGGCAGGGGUGGGUAUGGUGGAGGCUAUGGUGGAUAUGAGUACGAUAACCAAGGAGGUUAUGGCGGAUAUGGACACCCAGGAGGAUAUGGACAUCAAGGUGGAUAUGGCAACCAGGGAGGAUAUGGCCACAACCAAGGUGGUUAUGGGGGUUACGGUUACAACCAAGGUGGAUAUGGAGGAUACGAAAAUGGUGGUGGCUGGAACUACAACCGGAGCAGAGGAGGCGGUGGUGGCCGAGGGCGGGGCAAUUGGGGCUAUGGUGGUCCUGGAUAUGACCGUGGUGGCAGAGGUGCAGGUGGCCCAGGCGGCAGGGGCUAUGUGCGAGGCCGUGGACGAAUGGGUGGUGGCCGUGGGCGGGGCAAUCAAAACUACUAGAUUAUCAAGGGUUGGAUGUGCCUAACCCUCUCCUGGUUUCUGUAUGUCAAUGGAAAGGGGAAAAAAAGAUAAGGGCGCUUUCCAUUGCUGGAACUGUAGUGCUGUUCCCAGCUUCUCCCGGAUUUUAGUAUAAUGGUCAAUGGUGCUUGUACCAUUGCUUCAAUUCUGUGGGAUUUUGACAUGAGUGUUAAGUUUUCCCUGGGACACCUUUCCUGUAUUUAAGAGUGCAUUUUUGAUAGUUUAUCAGUAAUCCAGUUUCAGCCUGUUGCAUUCC
Molecule: messenger RNA, 1297 nt
Organism: Setaria italica (foxtail millet)
Lineage: Eukaryota; Viridiplantae; Streptophyta; Magnoliopsida; Poales; Poaceae
Product: probable H/ACA ribonucleoprotein complex subunit 1
Exons: 8
Coding region: 124-1023 (299 amino acids)
Molecular function (GO): RNA binding
Source: RefSeq, a predicted model, not a curated record